Molecule: messenger RNA, 1188 nt
Organism: Suillus subaureus
Lineage: Eukaryota; Fungi; Basidiomycota; Agaricomycetes; Boletales; Suillaceae
Product: Pkinase-domain-containing protein
Exons: 7
Coding region: 1-1188 (395 amino acids)
Biological process (GO): protein phosphorylation; signal transduction
Cellular component (GO): cytoplasm
Molecular function (GO): protein serine/threonine kinase activity; protein serine/threonine/tyrosine kinase activity; ATP binding
Source: RefSeq, a predicted model, not a curated record
AUGGCAUCCAACGUUCCAAUAAAUGGUGUUAAGAUAUCUCCCAUCGACGAUCCCCACAAGGUUGUCAAGGUCGUCGCAACAGACGGUAAAACAUCAGAACAGAGGGAGAUUGCCUACACAAAUUGUAAAGUCAUUGGAAACGGCUCUUUCGGAGUCGUAUACCAGGCAAAACUCGUAGGAGAGUCGAAGGACAGAGAGGAUAUAGCCAUCAAGAAAGUCCUUCAGGACAAGCGAUUCAAGAAUCGUGAACUACAAAUCAUGAGACUUGUAUCACAUCCAAACGUCGUCGACCUCAAAGCUUUCUUCUACUCCAAUGGAGAAAAGAAGGACGAAGUUUACCUCAAUCUUGUUCUCGAAUACGUCCCAGACACCGUUUACCGCGCGAGCCGUCAUUACACAAAGUUGAAGCAGCCUAUGCCGAUGCUUCAAAUCAAGCUGUACAUGUAUCAGCUUCUCCGGUCACUUGCCUACAUUCACUCAGUGGGCAUCUGCCAUCGCGAUAUUAAACCUCAGAAUCUCCUGUUGAACCCUGCUACGGGCGUUCUAAAUUUGUGCGAUUUCGGCUCAGCAAAAAUCCUCGUCGCUGGAGAGCCAAAUGUUAGUUACAUUUGCUCGAGGUACUACAGAGCACCUGAACUUAUUUUCGGUGCUACCAACUACACAACAAACAUUGACAUAUGGUCGACGGGUUGUGUGAUGGCAGAGCUGAUGCUAGGCCAACCUCUGUUCCCUGGGGAGAGUGGCAUCGACCAGCUGGUGGAAAUCAUCAAGGUUCUUGGGACACCAUCGCGAGAACAAAUUAAGACCAUGAACCCAAAUUAUAUGGAACACAAGUUCCCUCAAAUCAAGCCUCAUCCAUUCUCCAAGGUCUUCCGACCACGCACUGCGCCCGAGGCGAUUGAUUUGGUUGCGAAGUUAUUGGAAUAUACGCCGGGGGCACGUUUAAGCGCAGUAGAGGCCAUGGUGCACCCAUUCUUUGACGAACUACGAGUGGAGGGGGCAAGGAUGCCUAACGGGAAGGAAUUUCCUCGUCUAUUCGACUUUACACGGGAAGAGUUGUCAGUGCGACCGGACUUAAACCGACUUCUGGUUCCCUCACACUGUGAGGCUGAGCUACGCUCACGCUCGAUCGACCUGGAUACUUUUGUGCCGAUACCUCUGGAUCAGCUCAAGAUCACGCUUGAUUGA